UCUCUUUAAUUUCCAUCUAUUUUCUUACCCUCUUAUCUUCCUCCAAAAUUGAAUUUAAUCUUCUUCCCUUCCACGCCAGAUCGAGCACAUUUCCAAAGAGGCUAGGGCCCUGCAGCUUCAACAUUAAUUUUCUAUCUUGAUCUAACUACCAAUCUCCUUAAGAGCAACCAAAAACAAAUUUCAAAAAUACUUUUUUACGUCAAUAAAAGUUACGUUAAUUUUAUUUUCUUGAUGAGAAAUAAGGAAGGACAAUAGAUUUGAUUUGAAAAAAAAAAGAAGACAGAAAAUAUAGAACGGGAGAAGGGAUCGAUGGGGAUCACUUUAGUUUUUGUGUUUGUGGUAACAUCACUUUGUAUCGUCACAACUCCAUCGACAUCAUCAGAGGUGGCCGACGGGAAUCCCGGUCAAGUUAGCGAUGAAGAGUACUGGAGUCGGCGAGCGAAGGAGGCUCACGAAAAUGCUCAGGCAGCCUACCACCCUGACCCUGUCCAAGUCACCAACCAUCUCAAUGGCCAAGUACACGAGGCUUUGUCGGGAGACAACAACACAAGGCGAGGGCUGGGCCAAAAAUCAGGAGGAGGGAAAGGGUCGCUGUGCCAGGCCACCAACCCCAUCGACCAGUGCUGGCGCUGCGACAGAAACUGGGCCGCAAACCGCAAAAGGCUAGCUGACUGCGCCCUGGGUUUCGCCCGCAACACCACGGGCGGAAAGGACGGAGAGUUUUACGUCGUCACCGACCCUUCCGACGAUGACGCGGUCAACCCCAGGCCCGGAACCCUCCGGCACGCCGCCAUCCAGAACCGCCCGCUCUGGAUCACGUUCGCCCGGCCCAUGGUCAUAUCCCUAACCCAAGAGCUCAUGGUCAACUCCAACAAGACCAUUGACGCCCGCGGGGCCAACGUCCACAUCGCCAACGGCUGCCAGCUCACCCUCCAGUUCGUCGACAAUGUCAUCAUCCACGGCCUCCACGUCCACGACACCCAGCCCUGCUCCGGUGGUAUGAUCCGCAGCUCCGAGGACCACUUUGGGUUCCGCACUCGCAGCGACGGCGACGGUGUCUCCCUCUUUGGUGCCACCAACAUCUGGAUCGACCACCUCUCCAUGUCCAACUGUGCCGACGGCCUCAUCGAUGUCAUCAUGAAGUCAACCGCCGUCACUAUCUCCAAUUGCCACUUCACGCGCCACAACGACGUCAUGUUGUUCGGGGCCAGCGACGAGGAGGCCCAGGACAAGGUCAUGCAGGUCACCCUCGCAUUCAACCACUUUGGCCGCGGCUUGGUUCAGCGGAUGCCACGCCUGCGGUUUGGGUUCGCCCAUGUGGUCAACAAUGAUUACACCCACUGGGAGAUGUACGCCGUGGGUGGGAGUUCCAACCCGACCAUUCUGAGCCAGGGGAAUCGGUUCAUUGCCCCGCCCAAUGCGGCUUCCAAAGAGGUGACCAAGAGGGAGUACACGGACCAGAGUGUUUGGAAGUCGUGGAACUGGAGAUCGGAGGAGGAUUUGUUGUUGAACGGGGCAGUUUUCGUCCAAUCCGGUGGCCCCAUCACUAGCUUGGACCAAAAGACUGUGAUCGCGGCUAAGCAGGGUUCAUUUGUGAGUCGUUUGACCCGAAGUGCCGGUUCGCUCGACUGCUCUGUGAAUAGACCCUGUUAAGAUUGAAAAUUGAAUUUUCAAGGUAUGCGUUUGCGUUGAGCUCUCUCAUAAUGAGAAAUUUGGUCUGACAUAGGAAAGAGGCAGAAGAAAAAACAGAGAUUUCUUUAGCUGGCGCAUUAGGGAUUUUGUUUUUUUUUUUUUUUUUUGGGAGAGCUUUGGGUGGGGCUAUUUUAUGUUGUUGAAUCACCACCCAACCCAACCACAUCUUCUUUGUAUAUGUAUUCAUUGAUUCUUGAUUAGGCAGCCAUUUUCGUGCUGCCGAAUGCAAUGUAAAAAAAAGUUGAUUCUUUAGUACUCUGCUUAUCAUGCU
Messenger RNA from Linum tenue, 1963 nucleotides. Lineage: Eukaryota; Viridiplantae; Streptophyta; Magnoliopsida; Malpighiales; Linaceae. The record is from the annotation of a GenBank genome assembly.